GGCUUCUCAAAGAAGAGUCACACGUUCCUGCCUAAAAUAUUUAGAAAAAUGUCAACUCAAUCAGCAAAAGAGAGACCGGAAAGCUUGCAGUUCCCUUACCUUGACGACGAAGAUACCAUCUCCACCAUCAAAGAAUCUAAAACCUUUUUCAUUUUGCGAGGCCUGCCCGGCAGCGGGAAGUCCACGCUCGCCCAGGCCAUCCAGGAGAGGUAUAAGGACGCCUGCAAGGUCGUCUCUGUCGACAGCUACAAAAUCACCCCUGUAGUAAGAAGCACCGUUCCUGAAGAAUACUCCAAGGUGGACGAGGAUCUAGUUGACUAUUGCAAACGAGAUAUCAGCGUUAUCGUUUUGGAUGACACUCACCACGAGCGGGAGCGACUGGACCAGCUCUUUGACAUUGCUGACAAAUACCGGUACAAAGUCAUCUUUGCCGAGCCCAAAACCCCCUGGAGGAUGGACUGUUUGCAGCUGAAGGAGAAGAAUCAAUGGAAACUGUCGGUGGAGGAGCUGAAGAAGAUGAAGCCGAGCUUGGAGAAGGAAUUCCUGCCCAUGUAUUUUGGGUGGUUUUUGAGCAAAAGAAGUUCAGAGAUCCUGAGGAAGGUUGGCCAAGCCUUCCUCGAUGAGCUUGGGAGUCUGAAAGCCUUCAAAAAGGAGAGUAAAUACUUUGCUUCAGCCAUCGAAGAUCCCAAAGUAAAAAUCGAUCUCACCGGCUACUUUGUGAAGAGGCCACCCGGGGUCUUGCACUGCACCACAAAAUACACCGAGUUCGGAAAAGCAGCUGGAGCCGAGGAAUACGCGCAGCAAGAGGCUGUGAAGGCUUCCUACGGCAAAGGCUUCACCUUGGCCAUCUCCGCUCUGUUCAUCACGACAAAGACUGUCGGCGCUCGGGUGGAGCUGAGCGAGCAGCAGCUGCUGCUGUGGCCCGGCGACGUGGAUAAGAUCCUGCCCACCGACAGCCUCCCGAAAGGCAGCCGCGCUCACAUCACCCUGGGCUGUGCCAACGGCGUCGAGGCGGUCCAGACCGGGCUCGAUCUGCUGGAGUUCGUGAAGCUGGAAAAGGCGGGGAACAAGGGGGAGGAAGUGGGGGAAACGGGUGGAGGGAAACUGCUGUACUUUGAUAACGGUAUGUGGAUGCUCCGCCUUGCUAAAAAGAUGGAUGUGAAGGCAAUAUUCUCAGGUUACUAUGGGAAAGGAAAACUCGUGCCAACGCAGAGCACCAACAAGCGGGGCUCUGCUUUCAGCUCCUGCACCAUCAUCUAG
Molecule: messenger RNA, 1260 nt
Organism: Pterocles gutturalis (yellow-throated sandgrouse)
Lineage: Eukaryota; Metazoa; Chordata; Aves; Pterocliformes; Pteroclidae
Gene: CNP
Product: 2',3'-cyclic nucleotide 3' phosphodiesterase
Exons: 3
Coding region: 49-1260 (403 amino acids)
Biological process (GO): cyclic nucleotide catabolic process
Cellular component (GO): membrane; cytoplasm
Molecular function (GO): 2',3'-cyclic-nucleotide 3'-phosphodiesterase activity
Source: RefSeq, a predicted model, not a curated record